This is a messenger RNA of Cotesia congregata, 542 nucleotides long. Lineage: Eukaryota; Metazoa; Arthropoda; Insecta; Hymenoptera; Braconidae. The record is from the annotation of a GenBank genome assembly.
ACAACAUGCGGUCAGAAAUGACAAACGAAGACAGCUUGGACAAAGAUUGGAAUUUAGAAGACCAGUCGAGUAAUAAAACUGUUUCAGCACUACGAAAAACAUCGAGAAGGAUUGAAAGGUUUAAUAAUAAUUUAACAAGCUUGAAGUCAUCUUCUCGCGGGUAUACACCUAGGGAGAGAACUCUCAGGAGAUUAGAAAGUAACGAGAGAGAACGAAUGAGGAUGCACAGUCUUAACAACGCGUUUCAGAGCUUGCGAGAAGUCAUACCUCAUGUUAGUAAAGAACGACGUUUGUCUAAAAUAGAAACAUUGACGCUUGCUAAAAAUUAUAUUGUUGCACUGACAGACGUUAUCUGUGCAAUGAGAAAUGACGAACAAUCAACAAAUGUUCAGACAACUCCAAUUAUUGAUAGUGAAAAAUCAGAUCAUAUUAAUGACUGUUUAAAUAUGAAUACUCCCACGUCCUCGAGAUCUUCUAGUCCAGAACUCCAAACAUUUUCUACCAACCCUAGUCGAAUUAAUUCACUUUGGAAAGAUAAUUAA